AUGAUCAAUGGUGACAGUAAGAGUCUAGUAACAACACUGAAUAUUACUAGUGUUCAACUCUCUGAUGCUGGAGUAUAUCAGUGUAGAGCUAGUAUUGAUGGUAUUGAUACUGUUAUAAGUAGUGCAGAAAAUCUUUGCAUUCAAGUUCCUGUCAUGAAUAGUUUAUUUGACACUAAUCUAAGACUAGGAGAUGUUAGAGAGUAUGAUUGUACAUUAGGUCAUAAUUAUAGACAAUCAGAAGUAAUUGUAUCAUGGCAAGAACAUACAUCUGGUAAAGCAUUUACAAAUCCUCUCAUAUUAACAGUGGAUCAGUCAAUCAACAAUACAGUGUAUAUUUGUAGUUUACUAAUUAUUGAAAAUCCAAUUAACUGUCCUUUUCAACAAGGGAAUGUAUCUGUUACAGUGAAAGAUACAUUUGUAAAGACAUUGGCAACUAAUACUGUCUCAUUAAUGUUAUCAAAUACUUCUCAACAGUUGGAGUGCCAUAUUGCUACUAACACUGAUAUUAACGCUACUAACACUGAUAUUAACAGUAUAGUUAAUGUAUCCUGGUAUAGAGACAAUGGUAAUGAGAACAGACUAGUAUCAGACAGUGAAGGAGUAUCUAUACUACCCAUUGUGUCUGUUACUAAUACAUCAUUUAUUAGUACACUGAGGUUCAGUCCAAUAACAUCAUCAACUCCAGUAUCAACACUUAGUAAUUACACUUGUGUAGCAUGGAUAGGAGAACAAUCAGUAAGAAAAAUAGCAUCAAAUAAUAUACAAGUUAUAAUGAAAAUCAAUAAUUCUAGAGAUGUUAUCAAUAUGUCUCUGAUGAAUGAAUAUACAGCUGGGGACAGUUUUAAUGUAGCUUGUAUGAUUACUGCUUAUCAAUUAUCACCUCCUAUUGCUACUAAGGGUACUAUUGACAUUAUUUACAACAACAGCAUCAUUAAGUCAGGUGUAGUUGAUAUUGGUGCCACUGGUAGUCACAAACUAUCUUUAAACAUUCCCUGCACUAAUUUCAAAUUAUCAUAUUCAGGGGAAUAUGUUUGUUCCUAUAUUCGUAGUAGCAAUUCAUUUGUUGAACCAAGUGAUGUUAAAUCAGCUACUACUAAAUGUCAUACAAAAGAAUUGUCAAGCAUAGCAUAA
This is a messenger RNA of Amphimedon queenslandica, 1131 nucleotides long. RefSeq lists its product as uncharacterized. The record is from RefSeq and is a predicted model, not a curated record. The transcript has 5 exons. Gene Ontology annotation, biological process: cell-cell adhesion. Gene Ontology annotation, molecular function: cell adhesion molecule binding. Gene Ontology annotation, cellular component: cell-cell junction; plasma membrane. The coding region runs from base 1 to 1131 and encodes 376 amino acids. NCBI's taxonomy places the organism in Eukaryota, Metazoa, Porifera, Demospongiae, Haplosclerida, Niphatidae.